CUGGGCAGUUGUCUGUACACUCAAAGAUAAAUCAACUUGAAGUUGAACGCUGAUCUUCACUAAAUAUUGUUAUUGCGCUCGCACCACAAAUUCAUGUCCCUACGACAACAGAUGCAGGUUGGCCUCCUUCACUUGACCCCAGUUCUCUCUGCCACAGCUUCGGUCACCUACGCGAUGUCAGAGUAUUUCACGCUUAUUCCGUGGCUCAGAAAAGACACUCCAUCUACUACGCUAUCUACAUGGUUUAACGACUGGUUUCGGCUCGGUCUUGUUAGCGUUUUAACGUUCGGAACAGUGUCUGUAGCAGGCGGUUAUGCAGGAUGGAAAGAUACGGUGGGAGGAGCAAGUGUUUUGUAUAUGUAUGGGACUUUUUUUGCGAUCGGCCACUUCGCGUUCGUACCUUGGAUUUCGCGGUGCAUCAAACGUUUGGUAUAUGGCCCGACUGAUGCCAAAGACGAAUUACGAUGGUGGUUAAAACUCCACACUGUUCGGAUGAUUACGAUGGAUAUUCCAGCUAUGUUGUGUUUCCUUGGGGGAUACUUGCAUACUAUGUAAAUCGUUUAAAUAUUGGGAAAUACUGCGCUAUCAGAUAUUAUAAAAAUAAUAAAUGUACAUCUGGUAUUAUUGCUUGCACGUUGUCACUCACGCUAUACUGUAUCGCUCGCUACUCAUUCCACAGUCAGAACUGGUCAGGGGUAAUAUGGGUAAAUAGUUACGGCGCUAGCCGUGCGGACUUUUUGAUUGGCACGUGAUACACGCGCUUGGUAAAUGGGUGUCGCGUUUUUU
Messenger RNA from Serpula lacrymans var. lacrymans S7.9, 786 nucleotides. RefSeq lists its product as uncharacterized. Bases 94 to 555 code for a protein of 153 amino acids. The record is from RefSeq and is a predicted model, not a curated record. The transcript has 3 exons. NCBI's taxonomy places the organism in Eukaryota, Fungi, Basidiomycota, Agaricomycetes, Boletales, Serpulaceae.